Molecule: messenger RNA, 3309 nt
Organism: Vicia faba (fava bean)
Lineage: Eukaryota; Viridiplantae; Streptophyta; Magnoliopsida; Fabales; Fabaceae
Source: the annotation of a GenBank genome assembly
AUGAAGAGACGAUUCGCUGAUUUAGGUGAUGAACCUGAAUCUGAGAUUGAGUAUCAGUCUCUGCUUGUUUCGAAUUAUCAUCUCGAAGAUGACGAUGACAAACCUGUGUCUUUUUCUGUUUUGCCCAUUCAAUGGAGUGAUUCCGAGGUUUCGAAUGUUGAUGGCAACAGAGGGAAGAUAUUCCUGCAUGGAUCUUCUGAUAGUGGAUUGCAGAAGAUUUUCAUGCAGGUUACUGCUUGGAAGUUUGAUCUUUCUGGUUUGAAACCUGAGGUGUCCUUGCUAUCAAAGGAUGGAAGGUGGAUUAAGCUUCAGAAGCCGCGAAAAAGCUUUCAGGAUACUGUUAAAACUGUUUUAAUUACGCUUUACUUUCUUCAUUGUGUUAAGAGAAAACCUCGAUUGUCUACUGAUUCUUUUUGGAGUAACUUGUGUAAGGAUAGAGAUUUGAGCUCUUAUGGGUUUAAACCUUCGCACAAGGAUUUACUGGAUCAUAUGCCCUUGAUUGGUGAAGCUACCAGAAGACAUGUUGUCUUGGCUCGGUCUAAGCUUUUGCUCACAGUUUUAGGGGACAAGCCAGAGUAUCAAAAAGUAUCUUAUGAGGAAUUUGAAGAUUUGCCACAACCUGGGUUUACAGAUGAUGAUACUGACAAUGACAUCGUCAAAGAAACUGAUGAAGACUCAAAAGUAGAGGAUGAUUUGUUUGAUUCUGUUUGUGCAAUGUGUGACAAUGGUGGUGAUCUUAUAAUGUGUGAUGGAGCAUGCAUGAGGUCAUUUCAUGCUACUAAGGCAGAUGGUAGGGAAUCUAUGUGUGAUUCUCUUGGUUUUACAAAGAAGCAAGUUGAUGAUAUUGAGACAUUUUAUUGUAAAAAUUGCGAAUAUCGUCAGCAUCAGUGCUUUGCAUGUGGCGAGCUGGGUUCUUCUGAUAAAGAUAAGGGUCCUGAGGUCUUUAAAUGUGCUUCUGAAACAUGUGACCGUUUCUACCAUCCACAUUGUGUCGCAAAGUUACUUCCCCCUGAGAAACAUAUCUCAGAGGGGAAACCCUUUACAUGUCCAAUUCAUUUUUGUUGUGUCUGUAAAGGAUUGGAGAAUAAGAUGGAACAUGAGUUGCAAUUUGGAGUUUGUAACCGAUGUCCAAAGUCAUAUCAUCGCAAAUGUUUGCCAAUAGGGAUUGCUUUUGACAUCGAUGGUGUUGAAACAAGGGCUUGGGAAGGUCUUUUGCCAAACAAUCGCAUUCUUAUCUAUUGCUUAAAUCAUGAGAUCAUUGAUACACUUGGGACUCCUGUAAGAGAUCAUGUAAAAUUCCCCAAAAUUGGAGCUAGUGUUCGGGAAAAUAAUAUUUCUAAUAAGAGAAUGAAGCCUACAACUAAAGAGAGAGUUAUAUUGGAGAACAAUGUUGGCAUUGCUAAAUCAUCUGGGAAGAGCACUGCAAAUCACAAGAUCGAUGAUAAGCUUGAAACCCAUGUAAAGGAUUAUAUAAAAUUCCCCGUCACUAAAGCUAGUGUUCGGGAAGUUAAUACCUCUAAUAAGAGGAUGAAGCCUACAACUAAAGAGAGAGUUAUAUUGGAGAACAAUGUUGGUUUUGUUAAAUCAUCUGGGAAGAGCACUGCAAAUCAUGAGAUCAAUGAGAAGCUUGGGAAUCCUGUAAAAGAUCAUAUAAAACUCCCUGAUGCUAAAGCUAGUGUUCCGGAAAUUAAUACAUCUAGUAAGUGGUUCAAACCUACAACUAAAGAGAGAGUUAUAUUGGAAAACAAUGCUGGUUUUGUUAAAUCACCGGGGAAGAGCACUGCAGCAGGAUCUAAAGUAACUAAGGAGACAGUGUUGUCUUUGAUGAACAAUGUUGGCUUUGAUGAAUCAUCUGGGAAGAGCACUGCAACAGAAUCUAAAGUAACUAAAGAGACAGUUACAUUGGAGAACAAUAAAGAGACUGUUACAUUGGAGAACAAUGCUGGCUUUGAUAAAUCAUCUGGGAAGAGCACUGCAUCAGGAUCUAAAGCAACUAAAGAGAGAGUUGCAUUGGAAAACAAUGUUGGUUUUAAUAAAUCAUCUGGGAAGAGCACUGCAGCAGGAUCUAAAGUAACUAAAAAGACAGCUACAUUGGAGAAUAAUGUUGGCUUUGUUAAAUCAUCUGGGAAGAGCACUGCAGCAGGAUCUAAAGUAACUAUAAAAAAGACAGCUACAUUGGAGAACAGUGUUGGCUCUGUUAAUUCAUCUGGGAAGAGCACUGCAGCAGGUUCUAAAGCAACUACAGAGAGAGGUGCAUUGGAGAACAGUGUUGACUUGGUUAAAUCAUCUGGGAAGAGCACUGCAGCAGGAUCUAAAGCAACUACAGAGAGAGGUGCAUUGGAGAACAAUGUUGACUUGGUUAAAUCAUCUGGGAAGAGCACUGCAGCAGGAUCUAAAGCAACUACAGAGAGAGUUGCAUUGGAUAACAAUGUUGACUUGGUUAAAUCAUCUGGGAAGAGCACUGCAGCAGGAUCCAAAGGGACUGGACGUCUGCCUUUAAAUAAACCAAAAUCAAAUGAAACAUCCAGAAGAGUUUCGACUGAAAAUAAGAACUCAGUCUCAAACCUAAUUGACCAGAAAUUGAAUGCUUCUAUGAGUAAAGGUUUUAAACCAAGCCAGCAUGACAAUCAGGUCGAUGAUGCAGAUAAUGGAACACUGUCAAUCCAGCCUUUAAGAACUACAUUGCCUCCAGCUCCUAUGAGUAAAGGUUUAAAACAAAGCAAGCAGCUUGAUGAUGCAGAUAAUCAAACCUCGUCAAUCAAGCCUAUUAGAAGUGUAUUGUCUCCACUGGAUGCUGAUUCAGAGAAAGGUUUGGUGGAUUCAUUUAAAGAAGCCAGAUCCUCAAUAUUGUUGGAGGGUGUGGUAGGAAAGCAAAAAUUGGGAGAUGUUGAGGACAAGCUGGUGCUGAAUCAUGAUCUCCCAGAGUCAACUGAUAUUCAAGAAGAACAAGCAUGUAUAAAUGAAAGUGAGAAAAGAAGCUUACGGCAUGGUAGUCUUGAAGAGGAGAGUGAUAAGAAACAGGAGUUUAAGAUUAUCCCGACUUGGAAGACGUCUGCGAAGAGAACACAAGUUAAGAAAAAUGAUAGAAGAGAACUGGGUGUGUCAUCACAAUUGUUUAAAGAAAAAGGUGCGGUCUCAAAAGCCAAAACCAAAACACGGCCUGUAAAAGAAGUGUCUAGCCAUAAGCGGAAAACUCGUAGUGAGACUAAAAGUUUCCAGACUCCUGAUCGAGUUGUGCCGGCAGGUUUUGCAGCUGGUCCUAACUAUGAAUAUUCACUCCACCAUUCAGCAGGGUGGCUUGAUGAGUAG